AAAUUACAGCAUCUUUCCUGUGAUUGUAAUUCCACGUGUAUAUGCGUAUAUAUAUGAGAAUGUAUGUUGUAGUUUCCCGUUUAUAUGUGAGUUGAUUAAUCGACUGUUUUGAUAGACAUUUCGCCAGACGUCGGGCCAGACAAUCAAAUUAAGAUCCAGAGAUUUCCAUGUCUCGCAAAGUCUCCACAAUUAGUGGAUGUGUUAUAAUUCACGGCAGUCUGCGGGUGCAUGGCAACACAUGUGUAUAUGGGGGACGGGAGAUCAAGCCAUUUACCAGGUAUAUAAGAUGAUUCAGAACUGUCAUUCAUACGAGUAACUCAUAGUUCAUAGAUCUGAUAGUGGGAUGCACCUUUAAUGGGAGAUUGCUUCCAAUGAAUAGUUACUUAUUAGCUUUUGCUAUUGACAAUUUUAAUUGCAAAGCAAACACAAAACUAAAUUGGCUCUGCGAAAACGCCCCCAAAACUGGUAACAAAAACAAAAGCCGAAAAAAACCGAAAAACCCGCGGAAGUAAGCCAUCGAGUUAACGGUGUGAAACAGAUUUCUGACUUAUUUGGCAAGGUCAAUGGCGGGUGUGCCGAUGACGAUGCCCAAAGCAAAACGAAUCCGUCUGCAGAAGAUCGUUUGAGCGGAGCGUGGAAGCCAUCUGGGGCAACCAGUUGAUGACGUUUCGGCCAAGUGCGUGCAAAGUUCCGCUCGCUCGCGCGGGCUGCGGAUUGUCAUUUGGGGCCCGUGAAGGUCUGCAAGUUUUGCGGCAAACCAAUUUGGAAAUUUUGCCCAAGAACUUUUCCGCUAUAUAACUUAUUUUGCUCUUCUGGCCAGUCUUCAGUUGGCUGUGGACUGGGCCACAGAUUAGUUGCACCUUUUGGAUACGGAAUGAAUCUUCACGCACGCUUGGCUCUGAUGAGUCUCCUUCUCACUGCCGUCUUGGCGCAGAGGAGCGGAAAAUCGAGAUCGGAUCGUCCCCAGGGACGUACCUUGGGUCUGUUGACGCCCCUCCUCCUAGGCAUCGGGGGUGGAUCCCUCUUUGACGUUCCCGUAGCGCCAGUGCCGCCACAGCGGCCCGUGGGUGGUGGUGCAGCAGCAGCUGGAGCCCAGUCGGAUCAGUACUACGGCAGCAGUUAUCCCAGCUACAACUAUAGGCCCAGCUACAAUCCGUACGCAUAUACGAGUAGCUAUCCAGGCUACGGCUAUGGCUAUGGCUAUCCCGGAUUGGGUCUGGGAUACGGCUCCAAUUACUACCGGCCCAGCUACAACUUCGGUGGAUAUCAGCGACCCCAGCAAUAUACCGGAAACUACUACGGCUACAGGCCAAACUACAGCGGAGGAGGAGCAGUGGCCGCUGGCUAUCCGUCGUAUGGAAGCAGUGCAGCUGGAGUUUCUGCCACGCCCGCCUACACGCCCUCGGGAUCAGCUUUGGGAGUGGCUGCUGGAUCGGGAGUGGGAGCCGGAGCCGGAGUCGGAGCCGGAGUCGGGAGUCCACAGCUAUCCACUGAACAGACGGCACAGCUGGCCGGACUCCUGGGCCAGGCCCUGGGCAGUAGUCUGCGCCCGUAUCUGGCCAACGGAGGAGGAGCGGGCGGAGCAGCGGCAGCGGGCGGUGGUGGAAAUUCACAAGCACUAGGCGGUCUGUUGGGCCUGCUCGGCUAGGCCAUAAAUUAUUCAGUAUUAACGAUGCCCGAUGGACAGAUACGAGUAUGGCGGGUCUUUCCAUAAAGAUCGCUUUGUUAAAACUUAGUGUAAGUCUCUGUUUUCUGCCUCUUCAGGUCCAUGCAAAUUAGUGUUAAUAAACAUUUUUAUUAAGAAUAA
Messenger RNA from Drosophila pseudoobscura, 1807 nucleotides. RefSeq names its product prisilkin-39. The coding region runs from base 875 to 1648 and encodes 257 amino acids. The transcript has a single exon. NCBI's taxonomy places the organism in Eukaryota, Metazoa, Arthropoda, Insecta, Diptera, Drosophilidae. The record is from RefSeq and is a predicted model, not a curated record.